AUGGUUGUGCCUUCAUCUGCAUCUAUGCCUCGUCUUGGAGAAGAAGAUCUUAAAAAUCAACAGAAUCUCUACUCCAGAAUUCCCCAAAAGAAUUUUGAGAAAUGGCUGCUUCUGCAUCUGCAUCUUGGAAAAGUGGAGUUCGAGAAUCAGCAGAUUCCUCUACUUCAGCAUUCAUCAGGAGAAGGAGCUACGGCAGAUACUGCUUCUACGAGAAGGAACCGAAAUCGUCCCGGAAAUCCAAAUCCUGAUAUGCGGUGGUUGUUGCACUCUCUCCUGAAUCUCUUACUGCCAAGAAUCAUUUUAUAUGUGAGCUGUGCGACAAGGGUUUUCCUCGGGAACAGAACUUGCAACUCCACAGAAGAGGGCACAAUCUGCCCUGGAAGCUCAAGAAAAAGACAGAUCAGAAGGUGCAGAAGAAGGUGUACAUCUGCCCCGAAAUCGGUUGUGCGCGCCCACCAUGAUCCAGCAAGGGCUCUGGGAGAUCUGACUAGAAUCAAGAAGCAUUUUUCUAGGAAACAUGGUGAGAAAAAAUUCAGUUGCACCAGGUGUCACAAGAGGUAG
Molecule: messenger RNA, 561 nt
Organism: Daucus carota subsp. sativus
Lineage: Eukaryota; Viridiplantae; Streptophyta; Magnoliopsida; Apiales; Apiaceae
Product: protein indeterminate-domain 6, chloroplastic-like
Exons: 2
Coding region: 1-561 (186 amino acids)
Cellular component (GO): nucleus
Molecular function (GO): DNA-binding transcription factor activity
Source: RefSeq, a predicted model, not a curated record